Messenger RNA from Gavialis gangeticus (Gharial), 2735 nucleotides. It is a transcript of the gene ADPRS, whose product is annotated as ADP-ribosylhydrolase like 2. Lineage: Eukaryota; Metazoa; Chordata; Crocodylia; Gavialidae. The transcript has 6 exons. The coding region runs from base 150 to 1004 and encodes 284 amino acids. The record is from RefSeq and is a predicted model, not a curated record. Gene Ontology annotation, cellular component: mitochondrion; nucleus.
GGGACUGCCUGGGCGCCGCCUUCGAGGGCGAGAGCACGGUGAAGCUGCCCGACCUGCUGCGCUUCCUGCGCGGCCUCGAGCCGGGCCCGAGCGGCGGGGAGCCGGGUAGCGCCCGCAGAGAAACUCUCUCCUACACAGACGAUACAGCCAUGUCUAGGUCUGUGGUACAGUCCCUGCUAGCCAAGCAAGAAUUUGAUGAAGUUGAUAUGGCUAGGAGGUUUGCUGAGGAAUAUAAGAAGGAACCAAACCGGGGCUAUGGAAUGGGGGUUGUCACUGUAUUUAAAAAACUUCUGAGCCCCAAGUGCAGCGAUGUGUUUGAGCCGGCAAGAGCACAGUUCAGUGGGAAAGGCUCCUAUGGGAAUGGUGGUGCCAUGAGGGUUGCAGGCAUUUCGCUCGUUUAUUCUGACAUUCAGGAUGUGAAAAAGUUUGCGAAGCUCAGUGCUGAGCUGACCCACUCUAAUUCGCUGGGCUAUAAUGGAGCCAUCCUGCAGGCUCUGGCAGUACACCUCGCCCUACAGGGAGAGCUCAGCAGGGAGAGCUUCCUGGAGCAGCUGAUUGGCCACAUGGAGGACGUGGAAGCGGAUGAUAAGUCUCUGGCUGAUGCACGAGCGUUGGGCUUUGAGGAUUUACCCUUUUCAAGGCGCCUGAAGAAGAUAAAGGAAUUUUUGGAGCUCAGCACAGUUCCAAAGUCAGAUGUAUUGUUUGAAUUAGGCAAUGGGGUUGCUGCUCUGCGGUCUGUCCCCACUGCGAUUUACUCCUUCCUGCGCUCCAUGGGAUCUGACCCAGAUAUUCCUGAUCACUACAACAAUCUGCAGAGGGCCAUUAUCUACUGUAUCUCGCUGGGUGGAGACACAGACACUAUAGCUACUAUGGCUGGAGCCAUUGCAGGGGCUUACUAUGGGGAGGAGCAGGUACCCGCAAGCUGGGAGCAGAGCUGUGAAGCUUUUCAAGAGACAGAGAAGGUGGCAAAUAGCUUAUAUGAGCUCUACUGCCAACGACUCUGACAUUGUGUGCCAAAGGUACAGCCAGCAACCUCGCUGGUCAGAUCUACACCAUCAUCAACCACCAGUCGGCCCUCCACUCUCAGAAUGGCCCUUUUGGUCAGGUGCUAUGUGGUGAAAAUGAGAGCUGGGUAUUAGAGACAAGACAUAUUUCUCUGAUUCAGUUUGUCUGGCGAGUGUGAAUGGGGGAUACUUUAAAUGGUUAUGUUUAUUUCUCCACCAAAACUCACCAGCAUUGCCUGGUUUCUGGUGAGAUCUCUGCUCUUUACUCUGUCCUCUCCUUCUGCCCUUGUCUCUUUCUGUUUAAACACUUGUUAAGAUUCCAAGGGGGAGGCGUGCAGAAUCCAGAACCUUUCUGGUUUCCCUCCAUUGGCUUCCAAAAGCUGUGGCCUGUCCUUGAAACAUUCACAGUCUAAUUUGUAGUAGCACUUGGGUUGCCCUGUAGCCCUCUUACACUUGUAUUUCACUCGCAGAGGUUGAACAGCUGAAUGGGCAGUGUUGGUGCAUGGGGGUCCAACAGAAAGAUGAAUUACUGGAAAAGCCUGGAAUAUUACUCAGAAAAGUCUGAAGUCCCAGCAUUCAGGAAAAUGGUAUACUGGCUUGCAAAGCCUCCUUAGAGUGAGCUCUGCUCUAGAGACAGAAUGAGAAGAACCGAGUGGGGUUAGGAUAGAGGUUGCCUCAUCCAUCUUGUGGCAUUGUAAGCAGUAUUAUUGGCCAGCAUGGGUAGGAUUCCAUAUUACUUGUUCCAGUAGGAGUAUGUCAUGGUUUUUGCCAUUGUUUUCUCUCCUUUGCUGUCUGAAUUACACUUGCUCUUGAUUCUGGCCUUGACGCUCAUGCUGCUGGAGCUACACCCUUUGCUACCAUUGCCUAAUUAACACCCAUUCUAUACAUAAUCCAUUGCAUCUACCAAGGAUGCUAGUACAUCUGUGGGAAGGGAUAAUGUAGUAAAACCUAGUGGUACAUAGGGGUCAGAUCUUACUUCCCUCAAGGGAAUGGCAAAAAUCUGAAUUUGGUAGGAGUAGGUUUUAACUCUGCUUUAAAAGUGUGCAAUCAAUUAUUUAAAAAGGGGUGGAAGGGCAGUUUCUGUGGAGAGUGUACCUCUGUUAAGAAAUGUGCACUCAGAGGCUAUAACAAAAAUAAAGCAGCCUGGUUCAUCAGUUGGAAGCGUAUACACUUCAUCUAGCAGAAUUGGAGCAAGAGGAGAUGAUCUGAGUUUGUAAACAGGCAGAAUCAUGUCGAAAUGGUUUGUGAAAUGUCUGAAGUCGUUAAACCAAACAAAACAGAGAAAUAAAAAACAAACAAACAUCCUGUUUGCAGGAAGCCGUCAUAUGGAAACGUUUAUAAAUCUGAAUGUUCCAAAGUAAUUCUAUAUAUAUGUAUAUUUUUUUAUUGAGACUGGGAAGUGAAUGCAUUGCCAACAUGGGGCUCUUGCCCAGCAUGAUAUCAGCCUACAGUUUUUCUAUUUCAGAUUGAUGGUACGUGUGAAAAAUCUGACUGUAAUAUAUUUGUUCCUCACCUUUCCUGUACUUUGUUUCCUUGAAGUCUUGAGUCUUGUGUAUGAAGCUUUGCUGGAUUUUCCUUCUAUAAAUUGGAAUACUUUGUCCUAUAAAUGUGUGGAAUUACGAGCCUGCUGCGAGCAUGGAUUGUAUUGCAAAUUUGCAGAAAAUUUAAAGUGUCUUGUUGUAUUUACUUUAAGAUUCUGUUGUUUUCAAUGAAGACAUUUUAAAAAGCAAA